AGCCGAGGAGGAAGCGCGGCCGGGCGGUGCGCCGAGCUCCGGCUGUGUUUGGGGACCCGCGCACCGGCGGGAACAGUACGGCCGGAUAAGCCCACGGGAGGCGGCAGCGAGCGGGAGCCGCGAUCUCUCCGUCCACGCACUCCCCGCCACUGCUGCCACCGCCACCGCCACCGUCACCGCCACCAGCGCCUCCCCAGCGAGCCGCCUACCGGGAGCCCGGGACCGCUGCGCUGCGCCUGCUAUGUAACCGCGAAGCUGCGGGAGGAAGCGGACGGCGAGAAGGGGCUGCCCACGGCGGCACAAGUUUGCGGCCACUUGUGCAGGCGCCCGCGCGCAGCCUCGCCGGCCCGGGGGCCCUUCGCUCCCCCUCGCGCGCCCGGCAGCCGCGCUGACCGGCCGGCAUGGUGACCAUGGAGGAGCUGCGGGAGAUGGACUGCAGCGUGCUGAAAAGGCUGUUGAACCGGGACGAGAGCGGCGGCGGCGGCGCCCUGGGGCUGCUGGGCGGCGGCAAGUGCCUGCUGCUGGACUGCCGGCCGUUCCUGGCGCACAGCGCGGGCUACAUCCGCGGCUCGGUCAACGUGCGCUGUAACACCAUCGUGCGGCGGCGCGCCAAGGGCUCCGUGAGCCUGGAGCAGAUCCUGCCCGCCGAGGAGGAGGUGCGCGCCCGGCUGCGCUCCGGCCUCUACUCGGCCGUCAUCGUCUACGACGAGCGGAGCCCGCGCGCCGAGAGCCUGCGGGAGGACAGCACCGUGUCGCUGGUCGUGCAGGCGCUGCGCCGCAACGCCGAGCGCACGGACAUCUGCCUGCUCAAAGGUGGCUAUGAGAGGUUUUCCUCCGAGUACCCAGAAUUUUGUUCCAAGACCAAGGCCCUGGCAGCCAUCCCAGCCCCGGUGCCCCCGAGUGCCACGGAAUCGUUGGAGCUGGGCUGUAGCUCCUGCGGGACCCCCCUGCACGACCAGGGGGGUCCCGUGGAGAUCCUGCCUUUCCUCUACCUCGGCAGCGCCUAUCACGCUGCGCGGAGAGACAUGCUGGAUGCCCUGGGCAUCACGGCCCUGCUGAACGUCUCCUCCGACUGCCCAAACCACUUCGAAGGCCACUACCAGUACAAGUGCAUCCCGGUGGAAGACAACCACAAGACCGACAUCAGCUCCUGGUUCAUGGAAGCCAUCGAGUACAUAGAUGCGGUGAAGGAGUGCCGCGGCCGCGUGCUGGUGCACUGCCAGGCGGGCAUCUCGCGCUCGGCCACCAUCUGCCUGGCCUACCUGAUGAUGAAGAAGCGGGUGAGGCUGGAGGAGGCCUUCGAGUUCGUGAAGCAGCGCCGGAGCAUCAUCUCGCCCAACUUCAGCUUCAUGGGGCAGCUGCUGCAGUUCGAGUCCCAGGUGCUGGCCGCAUCCUGCGCCGCCGAGGCCCACAGCCCCUCGGCGCCCCUGCGGGAGCGCGGCAAGGCCACCCCGACGCCCACCUCGCAGUUCGUCUUCAGCUUCCCGGUCUCGGUGGGCGUGCACUCGGCCCCCAGCAGCCUGCCGUACCUGCACAGCCCCAUCACCACGUCUCCCAGCUGCUAAGAGCCGGGAGCCCCCCGCCCCGUCCGCCUCUCCCUGGCCAGCCGCAGGGCCAGCCACGAUGGCAAUAAGGACUUUCGACUACAGAUUCGAACAAACAGCAAAACACUCCACCUUAGAGCAAUAACGGCUGCCCCGGCUGCCAGGGAAGGCCUUGGUGUGGUUUGUGUGUCAGUUUUACUUUUCCGAUAGAAAUUUCUUACCUCAUUUUUUAAAAGCAGUGAAUGAAGGCUUGAAGUUUCCACGCCCCCAGCUCCUGGCAAGUGCGCCCGAUCGACUGGUUUCCUUAGAGGCGGGGGAGGAAGGGAGAAGGAGAAGAGACCAAGUUUGCCAGAAGUGCCUGGUUCUGCGUGCUUGUCCCUUUUUUUUUUUCUGUUGUAGUUACAGGAAUUGUGUUUCAAAAGGAAUAUUCUAGGACAUGGUUUUCACUUCUGAAGUCGCCAACAGGUGCAUAAUUAUGUGUAAUAAUAAAGGCAAUUAUUUAUUACGCGGUUCCUCGGGGCGUGGACAUACUAGGAGUGGAGCUACAGUGAUGUGAGAGUUUGGGGUGCUGUCCAACAGCCCUGCAGCUGGGUAGGAAGUGGAUGGUGCCCCCCCCCCCCGGGGGGGUGCAAGUGGGCCUGAUGGUCACCCGCAUCUGUCUCCCUGGACGUAGAUGGGAAGAGAAAGGAAGGAAAAGACCACUCUGGGAGCUGGGACCUGGGCACCCAGACCACCAAGGUGAUUGAGCUGUACCAUACGACUUCUCUCCCAUGAUCACUUUGGCGGUUGGAGCGGGCUUCUCCUGGACCUGCCUGAGACUGUGAUACAUGGCACCUGGUCCAGGGUGCUCCCAGGAAAUUGGGUGCCAAUCAGACAUUCCUAGAGCACCCCGCUUGCAAGGCCUUGGGGAAGACCAGAUUCCGAACCCCUUCGUCCGCUGGAGCCUCAUCUCUCCUCUCUCUUUCGGCAGCUGCAGUGUUGGGUCUUAGGAAGCUCCCCAGAGAUGUCCUGGGAAAUGCUUGUGCUCCUAAAAUUCCCGCCUCGGUGGGUAGUUCAGGACUCUCUUGAAGGACAAGAUCGUGCCAGGUGUCCUUGAGU
This is a messenger RNA of Lepus europaeus (European hare), 2642 nucleotides long. RefSeq names its product dual specificity phosphatase 4 (gene DUSP4). The transcript has 4 exons. NCBI's taxonomy places the organism in Eukaryota, Metazoa, Chordata, Mammalia, Lagomorpha, Leporidae. Gene Ontology annotation, cellular component: cytoplasm; nucleus. Bases 402 to 1565 code for a protein of 387 amino acids. Gene Ontology annotation, molecular function: protein tyrosine/threonine phosphatase activity; MAP kinase tyrosine/serine/threonine phosphatase activity. The record is from RefSeq and is a predicted model, not a curated record. Gene Ontology annotation, biological process: endoderm formation; negative regulation of MAPK cascade; protein dephosphorylation.